AUGAUGAGAGACAUCAAAAUACCAGACAAUUAUUACCUGCACAGUCUCAGCAACAACACCGCCAAUGGAUAUCCAUCGAAUCACUUUACAUCACCUUCACCACCGCGCACGAUAAAUUUGGCUGCUGCCACAUCGAACACGUCCACUGCCAAUGGUUUAACACACCAUUCUACCCUCCAUCCACAUACACAAACCUUUCAUCCACACCAUGCGCAUCACCAACAAAGCGUCAUACAAGCAGCAACAUCAAGUUGCCAGGAUGACUUAACCUACAUGCUCGAAUAUGGUUUUCAAUCGCAAUCAGUUCGCGCUGGUGUCAAUGGCAUGAGUCAACAUCAUGGUCUCAAUAAAUUGAAGAAGCCAAAAAAGCCCAAAUUGGAGAUGGGAGUCAAAAGAAAGAGCCGCGAAGGUUCAACUACUUAUUUGUGGGAGUUCCUGUUGAAACUUCUUCAGGAUCGUGAAUAUUGUCCACGUUUCAUCAAGUGGACCAACCGUGAUAAAGGCGUCUUCAAGCUCGUCGAUUCAAAAGCCGUUUCAAAAUUGUGGGGCAUGCACAAGAACAAGCCAGACAUGAACUACGAAACAAUGGGACGUGCACUUCGUUACUACUAUCAACGUGGGAUCCUUGCGAAAGUUGACGGUCAACGUUUGGUUUAUCAAUUUGUUGAUGUUCCGAAAGACAUAAUCGAGAUAGAUUGCAAUUCAACAUAAAUUUUAUUUAGUGAUGUGUUGAAGCUCUGGAUGGGUGAUAAAGCGUGUGAAUUAUACAAGAAAAUACACAAAAAAAUAAAUAAAUAAUUAAUUAAACACACACACAGACACACACUCAAAGCUCGUUGAUUUACCAUAGAUAAUUUAAAAUUUUUAAGAAGUUUUGAGAUGAUAAAUAGUGAAAACAAACUUGAUGAGAAUUUUUUGUUAAAUUAUGCAGAAAUAUACAAAAAAAAAGGAAGAAAAUGAGAGAUAAAUAGAAGAAAUAUAUUAUUUUGUAGUAAUUGAAGAAUUUUUAGCUGCAUUGCGAAUUUUAUCUUUUAAGUUUUUUCUGUAUCGCGUACUAAAUAAACACAAAUGCAAAAAAUAUCUCCUUCAAUAUCUUCUUAACUUAUAUCAUAGAAAUAGUUUUUAAUAUGAAAAGGAAAAUCAUUUUUCCAUUUUCUUCUUCUUCUUUUUUAAGGUGAAAAUCUGUUGAAGAUAUUUAAGUCAAUUUUAUUUGCGAUAGUAAGGAAUAAAUAGGUUAAUGUAUUUAAAAACAGAAACUUAUAAUUUCUUCCGUUUUCAAACGCAAUUCAAUGACCAAUUUUCAUUCAGUAAUCAACUAGCGAUAUCUCUUGAGAUGUGUUUUUAUUUUAAUUUCUUUUUUUUUUCAUUAAGUUUGCUUACUUUUUAUUUUUAUUUUUUAUGUUUUGCUGUAAAUUUAUGUGAAUAUAAGUUUAAGAAUUAAAUUGAUAUUAACAGGGAGGCGACAUAAGCUGAAAUUUCAGAUCGCUGGAAAUGUUGGUGGUAGUAAAUCAAUUUUCAUGAUUGCGAUGGAAAUUCCACAGACAAAAUAAAAAUAAAAAACACUCCAAAUCAUAAGUUUGAAAUUGUUUUUAGCUCAUAAUUUGUAAAUUCUUAAAUAUUUAGUUAAUUUGUAAAUUUUUGUUUUUAUAAACUUUUUUUCUUCUUUUUCUCUUCCUUUUUCCAAUUAUUAUAUUAAGUUGUAAUUUUUCUCUUUCGAGUUAUACAGAAUACAGUAAUAAAAAAUCUUUAACAACAAA
Molecule: messenger RNA, 1757 nt
Organism: Clunio marinus
Lineage: Eukaryota; Metazoa; Arthropoda; Insecta; Diptera; Chironomidae
Source: the annotation of a GenBank genome assembly